Messenger RNA from Pseudopodoces humilis (Tibetan ground-tit), 1777 nucleotides. RefSeq names its product eva-1 homolog B (gene EVA1B). NCBI's taxonomy places the organism in Eukaryota, Metazoa, Chordata, Aves, Passeriformes, Paridae. The record is from RefSeq and is a predicted model, not a curated record.
GCUGACCGCCAGCCGCCUCCGAACUAUUUCCUGUUGCUGCAGCGUUAAUGCUAAACAGACCUUGCUCUCUCUUCCCUCACUUCAGCCAAAGUGCAGCGGCUCUGCCGGUACUCACUGGCCUUCCCACCCCGAUGCCAAGCAUGUGCCGUCCCUGGAGCCGCUGAGAACUGCCAGGGACAGGAUGGAGAGUCGCCGGAGGGACAUGGAGCUGCUCAGCAACAGCAUGGCCGCGUACGCCCACAUCCGAGCCAACCCCGAGAGCUUCGGGCUCUACUUUGUGCUGGGCGUCUGCUUCGGGCUGGUGCUCACCCUGUGCCUGCUGGUGCUGCGCUUGUCCUGCCGGCCCUCCCCGCGGCCCCCGGCGCGCCCCGGCGACCUCAGCGAGGACGACGAGGACGAGGACGAGGGGGACGAAGAGGACACCGUCGACCGCGCAGCGUCUGAAUCGCUGCUGCCGGUGACCGAGAUCCCGCUGGAGGGCCACGGCCCCGGGGACGGGGCGCUGGCCGUGAAUGUGUUCGCGUCGGCCGAGGAGCUGGAGCGGGCGCAGCGGCUGGAGGAACGUGAGCGCAUCAUCCGCGAGAUCUGGCGCAACGGGCAGCCCGACAUCCUGGGCUCCGGCACCAUCGGCACCCUGGGCCGCGUCCACUACUACUGAGCCCGGCAGCUGCCCUGGCACGGGCUCUGCUCCCGCACCACUGGACCCACACCGUGCCAGGAGGGACCAGGAGGACAGCGGGGCUGCUCGCUGCCCCUGAGCUGGCGGAGCUGCCUUGCAGCACGGAGACAGACCCCGGUGUCACGGGCACCCCCGGGGCUGGACUCGCCCCAGCCACUGUGGGACACGGUGCACUUUGAGCCAUUGGUACGGCGGCUGGCACCAGCCGAGCAGCCGCGGGACACGCGGGGCAGGGACAGGACAGAGCAGCCCUUGCUGCCCGGCUCAGCCGGGAUCUGCCGGGGGUUUCACCCCGUGGGGCACGGCCGGGCUGUGCGUCCGUGUGAGCCGUGGGCCCCUGCCCCACAAAUAUGGUGCUGUUCUACACGAACUAGAGCACAGCGUGGCGGGUCUGGCGUUCUGGGGGGCCCUGGACACAGGGACGGUCUCGGCCCCUCCCCGAGCUAAUUUCUUUCCUGGCCCCACUAAAAUUAGCCGGGUCUUUUCCGGCACCGCCCGCCGUGACCCAACGCCCUGCGGCCGGACCGAGGCGGAUGUUCCUGCUGGACUUUGGGCCGGCCGCUGCUCCCCAGGGAUGCGGCAGCUCCCGCCGGGCUGGGCUGCAUCCUGCCCCCACUCACAGCCCCGCUGGGUGCAGGGCCCCCCUUCCCCUGCAGCUAUAUAAAAAUAGCUCCUUCCCAGGCUGGUUCCCGCCCCCCCCCGGCGCCAGCGCCAGCAAGAUCCAGAUGUUUUCCAAUGGCUGGAAGCCAGGAUGGGCUGGGGCUGGGACUGGAGCUGGCCUGGGAAACUGUGCGGGGGUGGAGGCGGAGGAGGGAGAGCUGGAGGGAGAGAAGGAGGAGACCCUUCCCCAACCCUGCCCUGGUGGGACUCCUUGUGCCACGGUGGGACCCUUUGUGCCUGGCAGGACCAGCCCAGCCCUUCAGGGGCAUGGCAGCCAACAGCAGAGCCCUGAGCAGCCCCCACACAGCACUCUGUACCCAAAACAGUUUAUUUUAAACAAUUUCUAUAGAUCCAGGGGCUGUUAUGCUUCAAGGAGCAGUGUCUGGGUGUGGGGUGGGCAUUUGUACCCAAUGGGUGCAGAACUGGGCUGGGGACAGC